CAUGUGCGCCGCCGAGGUGGACUAUCACGUCGCCCAGAGAUACCUGCUCAGGCGGAGGCUCGGAAAGGGGGCCUAUGGCAUUGUGUGGAAGGCAGUGGACCAGAGGACUGGUGAGGUUGUGGCCAUCAAGAAAAUCUUUGAUGCCUUUAGGGAUAAGACAGAUGCACAGAGAACGUUCCGGGAAAUCAUGCUUCUCCAGGAGUGUGGGGACCAUCCCAACAUCAUCCGCCUCCUUGAUGUGAUCCGGGCAGAGAAUGACAAGGACAUUUACCUAGUGUUUGAGUUUAUGGACACUGACCUGAAUGCGGUCAUCCGGAAGGGUGGGCUGCUGAAGGACGUCCACAUGCGCUACAUCUUCUACCAGCUCCUGCAGGCCACCAAGUUCAUCCACUCAGGGAAAGUCAUUCACCGGGAUCAGAAGCCAUCCAAUGUCCUCCUGGAUGCCAACUGCUUGGUGAAGCUCUGUGACUUUGGCCUGGCCCGCUCCCUGAGUAGCCUCCCUGAGGGUCCUGAGGGCCAGGCCCUGACAGAAUACGUGGCCACACGCUGGUACCGAGCUCCAGAGGUGCUGCUAUCCUCACGCUGGUACACCCCUGGGGUAGACAUGUGGAGUCUGGGCUGUAUACUGGGGGAGAUGCUGCGAGGGAAGCCCUUAUUCCCAGGCACAUCUACACUCCACCAGCUAGAGCUGAUCCUGGAGACCAUUCCGCCACCGUCAGAGGAGGACCUCCCGGCUCUCGGCUCAGGCUACAGCACCUCCAUUCUGCACCACCUGGGGUCCCGGUCACGGCAGAUGCUGGAUGCCCUCUUGCCACCAAACACCCCCCCAGAGGCCCUGGACCUCCUCAAGCGACUCCUGGUGUUUGCACCGGACAAGCGGCUUAGCGCGGCCCAAGCAUUGCAGCAUCCCUACGUUCAGAGGUUCUACUGCCCCAACCACGAGCGAACAUGGGAGGCAGAUGUGCGGUUGCGUGUGCAUGAAGGAGUCCAGCUGUCUGUGCCCGAGUAUCGCAGCCGCAUAUAUCAGAUGAUCCGGGAGCGGAGGGGAAACUGCAGUGUCCCAAGAGAAGAGGGCCUGGGGGCCGCCCCACCAGGGGUAGAGCCCAGGAUCUCCCGGCUCCGGACGCAGCUCCUCAAGCUCAGAACUGACUCUCAGUUCCCUUCUGGGGCACCUGCAAAGAACCCUGGACUCAGGCCUCAGAGUAACCCUAGUCAUGACCCCAAGCAUGAAGCCCCCAGCACAGACAAGAACAUCCCCAGGCAGAACUCAGCCUCCCUGCUCCAACCUCCUCCCCCAGGGAGGGGGGAAAGGCCUCUAGGGGUAAAGGCGGAGCCCCCCUCCACAUAUUUAUGGGGGAAGCCAAGUGCAACGGGGGCAGUGCCUUCCCUGACCUCACAGGCCAUCGCCCAGGUGGCCAACCAGGCCCUGAUCCGCAACGACUGGAACUGGGGUGGUGGGAUGCAGGUAGCCUGUGUUCGACAGGUCCCUACCCAGCUUCCCCUGGAGCUUCGGCCUGGCCGGAGGAUGUUCAGCACCUCUGCCUUGCAGGGGGCCCAGGGGGCUGCCAGGGCUGCACUUGGGGGCUACUCUCAAGCUUAUGGUACCGUCUGCCAUUCAGCACUGGGCCACCUGCCCCUGCUCCCGGGACCCCUCAUGUGA
Carlito syrichta (Philippine tarsier) is the source of this 1660-nucleotide messenger RNA. It is a transcript of the gene MAPK15, whose product is annotated as mitogen-activated protein kinase 15. The transcript has 14 exons. Bases 2 to 1660 code for a protein of 552 amino acids. The record is from RefSeq and is a predicted model, not a curated record. Gene Ontology annotation, molecular function: MAP kinase activity; ATP binding. Gene Ontology annotation, cellular component: cytoplasm; nucleus. NCBI's taxonomy places the organism in Eukaryota, Metazoa, Chordata, Mammalia, Primates, Tarsiidae. Gene Ontology annotation, biological process: intracellular signal transduction; protein phosphorylation.